Messenger RNA from Eriocheir sinensis (Chinese mitten crab), 1141 nucleotides. RefSeq lists its product as uncharacterized. The coding region runs from base 250 to 756 and encodes 168 amino acids. NCBI's taxonomy places the organism in Eukaryota, Metazoa, Arthropoda, Malacostraca, Decapoda, Varunidae. The transcript has 3 exons. The record is from RefSeq and is a predicted model, not a curated record.
CUUGAUGAGGAUUUGACGGGGUGAGUCACGAUGUAGGGGGCCCUUCGGCAUGCUAUGGGGGGGUAGGAAGACGUCAUAAAAGGACUCGAGUUUGACCGUGAGAAGAGGCGGCGGCGUGGCCGGGUCGGCGUGCAUGGUGACGUGCCUUUCUCCCGAGGCAGAGGUGUGCUGGGGAAGAAGUGGCCCGCCCUCGCCUCAGUCUGCCUUCACUCUCGCGGCAGAGCAGCUCACCUCCGUCACCUUCCCGCCAUGCUCCUCAGGAUGAAAGUGUUGGUAGUGGUGUGUCUCUGCCUACCAGCAGCGUUCGGGUUCCCGUAUGGCACCACCACCACCAACACAAAUGACAGAGCCUCCAGCCGCCCCUCCACCAGCACUAAGAGGGAGGUGUCAGUAGGCAGGUGGCGCCCCAUAUAUCCCACUCGCUCCUCCAACUUCAGAGUAAUAAAAGUGCCUCCCACAUACUCUGAAACUACCUCCUCUCAUGCCAAUAUCAAUGAGAUCCCUCCUGCAACACAGAAACUGUUCAUACCGCCGCCUGCCAUCACAAAGGAGGCUCGGAUACUGGAGUACUACAAUGACUCGCCAGAUUUAGCUGUACCCCCUCAUGUGAAUCAGCUGUUGCACAAAAUUCUCUACUUCGAAUCACUGGACCAUGGCAAGCUGAUGACAGCCUUGCAGGAGAAGAGGAAGCGUGCAGGACUCCCGCCACAUGUGCUCAAGAGUUCCCGUCCCCACUUCCCCUUCUUUAGUUACUAGCAUCGCCAUUUAUCCCCAUGUUACCCACGCUGCUUGCACACUUGUGAGUUGACUUUUAUGGUGUUCUUUGUGAGAAUCAGUGUUGUUCUUAGUGUUAUUGAUUAGUAUUUGUUAUGUAAAGAUUAAGCGUAUACAUAAAUACUUUUUCUAAUUGCUCUUCUUUUUGUUCUCUUUCUUAUUCUCCUCAUGCAUAAAAUUCUGUUACUAAACUUUCAGUGUGUCAGUCUGUCAUACAUCAGUCACUGCUUCACUAAACAUGUACAUACAUACAAUGGAGAGGGAAAGAGUUGUACAUUAAUGCAGUCCUUUAUGUUCUGUACAAAUUUCCAGUUUACAUGACUAGACGACUUAUUGAAUAAAAAAAGGAUAUUUAUAAUUUAAGGCA